Molecule: messenger RNA, 3952 nt
Organism: Danio aesculapii
Lineage: Eukaryota; Metazoa; Chordata; Actinopteri; Cypriniformes; Danionidae
Gene: dhx34
Product: DEAH (Asp-Glu-Ala-His) box polypeptide 34
Exons: 17
Coding region: 16-3489 (1157 amino acids)
Biological process (GO): nuclear-transcribed mRNA catabolic process, nonsense-mediated decay
Cellular component (GO): intracellular anatomical structure
Molecular function (GO): RNA binding; ATP binding
Source: RefSeq, a predicted model, not a curated record
UUUUAUUGGCUGAAAAUGUCCCGUGAGCGAGAGGAGAGUCGGAGCUGGGACUGGGACAGCCCUCAGUGUCGAGCCCAGCUGGAUGAGGUGUUUUUCCGCCAGCAUGACUACAUCCAGGCGGGCAGCGCCGAACACAAGGAGUUCUGGAGCUUCUUCGAGCGCUUCCAGCGGUUUAAAGCCAAGAAAGAGAUGACGGCAUCCAAAUCCAGCAGACAACAAAAACACGACGCUCCACGAGAGGGAAAAGCCAAGAAGACUGGAUGUGUGGAUCUGGGACUUCCAAAAGACUACGAUGCCAGAUACCGGAUCAACAUCUCGGUGUGCUCCAGAGACAUAGAGGAGCGGCUUGCAGGAUCAGACCAUCGGCGGAGGGAGAGCUCGGGUCCCGGCAGACAGGAGAUCACAGAUGGCCGCCUGGCUCUUCUACAUUUCCUAGACUUUAACCAGAAACAGAGCUUCAGCAAACUUUCCAAGCUGAGAAGGGAGCAGAAGAGCCUGCCCAUCUUCCAGUACCGGGACAAGAUCGUGGAGCUGGUGAGGACUCACCCUGUGGUGGUGGUGGCUGGAGACACCGGAUGUGGAAAGUCCACACAGGUGCCCCAGUAUCUGCUGGCGUCAGGGAUCAACCACAUCGCCUGUACUCAACCGCGCCGCAUCGCCUGCAUCUCACUGGCCAAAAGGGUCAGCUUCGAGAGCCUCAACCAGUACGGCUCCAAGGUUGGCUACCAGAUCCGCUUUGAGACGAGCCGCACCAUAGCCACCAAACUGCUGUUUCUGACGGAGGGCCUGCUGCUGCGGCAGAUCCAGCAGGAUGCGUCGCUGGGCCAGUACCAGGUGCUGAUCGUGGAUGAGGUGCACGAGCGACACCUACACUGUGACUUCCUGCUGGGAGUACUGCGCUCCCUGUUGUCCCUGCGUCCUGACUUGCGGCUCGUGCUCAUGUCAGCCACCAUCAACAUCAAGCUCUUCUCCAGCUACUUCAGUGACGCUCCUGUGCUGCAGGUGCCAGGCAGACUCUUCCCCAUUCAGGUAAUCUACCAGCCUAUUCCUCCAGAAGAGCAGGUGUCACGCUCAGAGAAACUGGACCCGCGGCCGUACCUGCGUGUUCUGCAGGGGAUUGACCAGCGCUACCCGCAGGAGGAGAGAGGAGACCUGCUGCUGUUCCUCAGCGGAGUGGCUGAGAUCUCCACCAUCCAGGAGGCCUGCCAGACAUACGCCACACACACACAGCGCUGGAUCGUCCUCCCUCUGCACAGCACACUCUCGCUGGCACAGCAGGAUAAGGUGUUUGACAUUGCACCUCCAGGGGUAAGAAAAUGCAUAAUUUCCACCAAUAUUGCAGAGACCUCGGUCACCAUCGAUGGAGUUCGCUUUGUGGUUGAUUCAGGAAAAGUGAAAGAGAUGAGUUUUGACCCCAAGGCCAAGAUGCAGAGGCUGCAGGAGUUCUGGAUUAGCAGGGCCAGUUCUGAACAGAGGAAAGGUCGUGCGGGCAGAACUGGACCGGGAGUCUGUUACCGACUCUACUCUGAAUCUGAUUACGAUGCCUUUGCACCAUAUCCCGUUCCUGAGAUCCACAGGGUGGCGCUGGACUCCCUCAUCCUACAGAUGAAGAGUAUGGGUCUGGGUGACCCUCGCACCUUUACCUUCAUCGACCCGCCUCCUGCCUCCAGUAUUCAGACUGCAGUGACGUAUCUGAGAGAACAGGGGGCGCUGGAUGAACACGGGGAGCUCACUUCCAUUGGCAGACUGCUGGCUCAACUGCCUGUGGAUGUGGUCAUUGGUAAAAUGUUAGUUUUGGGUUCUGUCUUCAACCUGGUGGAGCCGGUGCUGACGGUGGCCGCUGCUCUGAGUGUCCAGUCUCCAUUUCUGCGCAGUGCUCAACACAACCCAGACUGCUCCACAGCCCGCCAGCCUCUCAACAGCAACCAGGGAGACCCGUUUACUCUCAUGAACACCUUUAACGCCUGGGUGCAGGUAAAAGCAGACAGAGGAAGUGGCUCCAGAAAAUGGUGCAGAAGGAGAGGUCUGGAGGAACAGAGGCUUUAUGAAAUGGUGAACUUGAGGAGACAAUUCAAAGAGCUGCUGCGCUCUCAUGGUCUCCUGGAGGAUGACACGGGCAGGGCGACUGAACCGCAGGACCGAGCUCGACGCCGGGAGAGAUUCACAGAGAGACAGAAGCUCCACCAGCUGAAGCGAGACCACGAGCUCCAGGAAAACACCAAGAGGAAAGUGCUGCGCCUGGAGGAGGGACUAGAAGGAGAUGCUUCGUCUGGGUCUGAUGCGGAGGAAUCAAGCACAAGCAGGAAGAAAAGAAAAGACGGUGCUAAACAGAAUAUGGAUAUACAGGAAGUCAAGUUCAAGUUGCGUCACAAUGUGAACGAGCUGCAGGAGUCUGCAUAUGCCAGUGCUGCUCUGUCGUCCCUGCAGCAGGCUCUGCUCAAACUGCUGCUGUGUCGGGGUCUGUACCCACAGCUCGCUAUUCCAGAUAAGCACAACGCAACACGCAAAGACUCUGAUCAGGUGUUCCACACACGAAAUAAACAAGGGGUUGUGAUCCACCCGACCAGUGUGUUUGCCAGUGAUCCUGAAGUCCUGCACGUCCCUGAACAUGAGACCAGCGAGUUUGGUGCUGAUAAAGGCCAGAGCAACAGGCAUCAGUUGCUGGCAUUCGUCACUCUCCUGGAAACAAACAAGCCUUAUCUUUCAAACUGUGUGCGGGUUCCAGCCCUACAGGCUCUGCUGAUGGUGGCCAACUCAGUGAACAGUAAUGCAGACUGCACGCGGCUGGUGGUGGAUGGCUGGCUGGAGCUGAGCUUGACUGAUGGAGACGCGGCUCUGAAGGUGCUCUCCUCGGCCCUCAGUCUGCGGGCUGAAUGGGAACGGCUCCUUCAGGCUCAGCUCAGACAGAGCGGGUCUGGCUCCUCUACCGGAUUUGGCUCAAGUGGACCCAGAGUGUCCCGCAGAGAACUGGAGAAGCUCUGCGAGGGACUUGUGCGGUUUCUGCUGUACACUGAGGUUAAUUACAGUCUGAAGCGUCUGACGGCGCUGCAGUCACAGAACCUGUACAUCGGACCUCAGCAGGAUCCGGAUCUUUCUUCUGCUGCAGCUAUCGGUUCUCUGUUUCCUGGGAUGAAGGCAGAGCCAGAUCCCAUUAAAGGAGGCCUGCGUUUGUGCAGCUAUUUUACCUACAACUGUCUCUGUGACUCUCAGGACUUGUACAGUGAGUGUUUGCGCAAGUUUUGGAGUUGCCCUCGCUGUGACCUUUACAUGCCCCUCACGCCUCUGGAGCGCAUGCAGCACGAGGCCUCCUGCAGGCCAGCAGAGGAACAGCAGCCCGAGGACGAGCCUGAAAGUGUAAAUCCAUCCUCGUCGUCUUCAUCUGCUCUGACCAGGGUUUACCACUGUGAUAUCUGUAAUAAAGAUCUGACACUCACCUCAACUGAGAUCCUGAAACACAAACGCCAGCAUCUGUCCGCAGCUCAAACAUGACCAGACACACACACACCACCAAUGUCUAUCGAGCUAAUCUGUCAGUCAUAUUCUCUCCAGCACAUAUGUAAAUAAAUCAGAAAACAUUCUUUAUGUCAAUCCACUACUUCUUGCUUGUAAUGAGAGAGUUCAUCCAAAAUGGAAAAGACCUCACCAUGGACUCACACUUAAGUGGUUUUAAACUUAUGAAUUUCUUUCUUCUGUUGAACACAAAGGAAGAUAACAUGAAGAAUGUUGGAAAAACAACAUUCUUUAUGAGUCUCUUUCUACUGUUGAACACAAAACAAUAUAUUCUGAAGAAGCUUAGAAACCAGCAGCCUUUGACAUCUAUGGUAGGAACUAAAAAACACAAUGUCAAUGGCUUUUUCCAACAUUCUUCAUUAUAUCCUCCUUUGAUAUCUUCCUUUGUUAAACAGAAGACAAACUCAAACAGGUUUGGAAUAAACAAAGGAUGAGUAAAUGA